GUGACAGAGCUCUAUUCCUGUAUUCUCCCUGUCUGACUAUGGCUGCCGCUCUGUGCUUCUCUGCUGUUACCCGGUCUCGGCUCUGCUGCCGCAAAGUACUCUCCAUCACCCCCCACCGAGCCCCUCGGCCCUUGGCAUCAACCAGGGGCUACAGCCGGACAGAGGAUGACCCUGCCCUGGGACAGAGGGGACCCCCCAAACUGCGCUUCGCCAAGCUGUCAGACCAUGCCUUCACCCCCACCAGGGGCUCCGCCAAGGCCGCCGGCUAUGACCUGUACAGUGCAUAUGAUUAUUUAAUACCUGCCAUGGACAAAGCUGUGGUGAAAACUGAUAUCCAAAUAUGUGUUCCCACUGGUUGUUAUGGAAGAGUAGCUCCCCGAUCAGGUUUGGCUGCUAAGUAUUUCAUUGAUGUUGGAGCUGGUGUGGUGGAUGAGGACUACAGAGGAAAUGUUGGGGUUGUAUUAUUUAACUUUGGUAAAGAACCUUUUGUAGUGAAAAAAGGGGACAGAGUGGCUCAGUUAAUAUGUGAGAGGAUUGUAUAUCCUGAUCUUGAUGAGGUCAACGUUUUAGAUGACACGGAGCGUGGCGCUGGUGGGUUCGGCUCAACUGGUCAAAAUUAAGCUCGGAUUUUUAAUGUUUGUUACGGAAAAAUGUAUAAUAAAGUAUUGCUUUUAUACUAAA
This is a messenger RNA of Pelobates fuscus (common spadefoot toad), 681 nucleotides long. It is a transcript of the gene DUT, whose product is annotated as deoxyuridine triphosphatase. NCBI's taxonomy places the organism in Eukaryota, Metazoa, Chordata, Amphibia, Anura, Pelobatidae. Gene Ontology annotation, molecular function: magnesium ion binding; dUTP diphosphatase activity. The record is from RefSeq and is a predicted model, not a curated record. The transcript has 7 exons. Bases 39 to 620 code for a protein of 193 amino acids. Gene Ontology annotation, biological process: dUMP biosynthetic process; dUTP catabolic process.